Dimorphilus gyrociliatus is the source of this 2255-nucleotide messenger RNA. NCBI's taxonomy places the organism in Eukaryota, Metazoa, Annelida, Polychaeta, Dinophilidae. The record is from the annotation of a GenBank genome assembly.
ACCCAUUUUUUCUAUCAAGUGGCACGACCGCUUCGCAUGUUAACAUGGCGACUUUGAUUUUUCUAUUUCUUUCCUUAGUAUCUUUGGUUGUUGGGCAAAAUCCUUGCCUAAAUCAUAGAUGUACGUCUGGAUCAACCUGCAUUCCUGGUACUUCGACAGAUUAUAGUUGCAGAUGUCUAGCAGGUUACGCCGGUACGUUCUGUGAAACAGAUUUAUGCCAAAAUGAUCCUUGUGGAAUUUAUGGAACUUGUAAUCGUAUUACUGGUGGUAUCACUUGUUCAUGUAUUGAUGGAUAUACCGGUAAUCGAUGUCAAAAUCCGCCCUCUGACGUUUGUAACCCAAAUCUAUGUGCAAAUUCCGCUACUUGUAGUAGGAGAACUUAUGGCUACUUUUGCAACUGUCCAGAUAAUUUCCAAGGAAAGAAAUGCCAGAAUCAAGAAGUUGGAGUUUGUCAAAGAUUCAAUCCUUGUCAAAAUGGUGAAUGUAGUCCAGAUGGCAAUGGUAUAAAGUGCACGUGCUUCCCGGGCUGGGGUGGUAAUCUUUGCGAUGUAUUUGUUUGUCAGAACCAUAGAUGUGUUAAUGGUCGGUGUCUUGCAAAGAAUAGGAACUUAUAUACUUGCGAAUGUAACGCUGGUUGGUCUGGUACAUUUUGUCAAAAUACACAAGCCAAUCCAUGUGCAAAUAAUCCAUGCGGUGCAAAUGGUGAUUGUUCAGUUGAAGACAACAACUACAAUUGCGCUUGUAGAAAUGGUUACACCGGAAACAAUUGUGAAAAUCCUCCUUCAAACCCAUGUGCAAAUAAUCCAUGUGGUUCAAAUGGUGAUUGCUCGGUUGAAGGUAAUUCGUUCAGGUGUACUUGCCGAAAUGGUUACAGUGGGAAUACUUGUCAAGUCCCUCCUGCCAAUCCUUGUAAUCCAAAUCCAUGUGGUGCAAAUGGCGAUUGUUCUGUUGAAGGUAACAACUACAAUUGCGCUUGCAGAAAUGGUUACACAGGAAACAAUUGUCAAAAUCCUCCCGCAAACCCAUGUGCAAAUAAUCCAUGCGGUGCGAAUGGUGAUUGUUCAGUUGAAGGUAAUUCGUUCAGGUGUACUUGCCGAAAUGGUUAUAGUGGGAAUACUUGUCAAGUCCCUCCUGCCAAUCCUUGUAAUCCGAAUCCAUGUGGUAUAAAUGGUCAAUGUCAAGUUGUUGGAAACACUUUCCGUUGUACUUGCGGAUCUGGUCUUCAAGGAAGAAGAUGCGAAGCUUCAUUAGAGGGAGUGUGCAUCAGAUUCAAUCCCUGCCAAAAUGGUCUGUGCCGUCCUGAAGGAAGUGCUAGUAUAAAAUGUGAAUGCUACUCAGGCUGGGGAGGUAAUACAUGCGAUCAACCAAUCACUGCAAAUCCUUGCAAUAAUAAUCUAUGCCGAAACGGUAACUGUGAAAGGUUAACUGAUACGUCCUAUAAAUGUAAUUGCAAUUCUGGAUGGACUGGACGAUAUUGCGAUUCACCCGUCCAAGGUCCAUGUGCAAAUCAUCAAUGCCAGAACCAAGGCCAAUGUGUACCUCAAGGUACCUCGUAUCGCUGUCAAUGUAUCAAUGGUUUUACUGGACAAUUUUGUACAAUUGCUCCCAAUAGAUGUCUUAAUCACCAAUGUAAGAAUGACGCCACUUGUCGUCAAACCAGCACUUCAUACGAAUGUGACUGCCGUCCUGGCUAUUCAGGACGAUUUUGCGACGAAGUAGGCAACCCUUGUGGUAACAAUCCUUGUAAAAAUGGCGCUACCUGCUUUAAUCAAGGGCCAAUCAAGUUCGCUUGUAUGUGCACAUAUCAAUAUUCUGGUAAUACCUGUGAAGUACCAACUAUGAAUCUAGGAUCUUGCGCAAACAAUCCUUGCCAAAACGAAGGAACAUGUGUUCAAACAGUGCAAGGUUAUCGUUGUAAAUGCCCUGUUGGUAGAGUAGGUAGACACUGUCAAAUGAAACUCGAGGAUACUUGCAGGAUAAAAAACCCUUGCGGUGCCAGAGGCCUUUGUAGACAAGGCCCAUUGGAUAUUGUUACCACUUGCCAAUGCUAUCCUGGAUACACUGGACCAACUUGUGAAACUAUUCAGAAUUGCAUUGACAUCGCUCCGGAUUGUCAACAAAAAGCAAGAGAAGGUUGGUGCCAAGUCAACGAACAACAGGGAUUGUCGACAGAGGAAAAUGACUUGAGAAAGAGGCAUUACGAAUAUUUUACAAGAUAUUGCAGAUUAACUUGUCAACGCUGUAACAUCAAUUAA